Molecule: messenger RNA, 1564 nt
Organism: Alnus glutinosa
Lineage: Eukaryota; Viridiplantae; Streptophyta; Magnoliopsida; Fagales; Betulaceae
Product: UPF0481 protein At3g47200-like
Exons: 2
Coding region: 1-1488 (495 amino acids)
Source: RefSeq, a predicted model, not a curated record
AUGGCCGGAUUGGAGCAUGUUAUAUCUGUGGAGGAGUUGCUUUCGAGGAAGGUUAAAGUUGUUAGAACAGAUCAAGCUGGUGAAACAAGCAGAGGCAAUGUCCAACCUCAAGCUGGUGAAACAAGCAGAGGCAAUGUCCAACCUAUCAUUGCCGCUGAUAAUCAAGAGACCCAAAGUUCGAGUAUUGAAGUCGGCCAUGUGAUAGAGAAAGCCAGUCCCAUGGAGCAGAGGUUGAAGCGAUUAGAGAUGGCAGGAGAUCAAGCAGAAAAAACUGGACCAAAGAUACGGAAGGUUACGUUUUUGCUGCGAGAUAACAAAGAUGUAGCCAAGUAUUUUGAGCCAAGGGUGGUGUCUCUCGGUCCUAUCCAUCACGGGAACCCAAAGUACGAUAUAGGAGAGGAGUACAAGCUUGUAUUGGCAAACAAGUUCGUCAAGGAGUGUGGGAAGGGUAAGAAAGCUGAAAGUUUGUACGCCGAAAUUAAGGAGAAAAUCAAGCAACUGAGGGAGUACUUCGAUGAGGAGGUGAAUAAGAAGUAUGAGGACGAUCAGGACCUCGCUUGGAUUCUGUUCGUGGACGGGUGUGCAGUAUUACAAUUCAUACACUGCGCAGUUCAUGAAGAAAAAUUCAAAGAUAUGAAAAUAAAAAACGAUCUAGUGGCGUUUGGGAAAGAGGAUUUGUUCUUGUUAGAGAAUCAACUUCCUUAUCAACUCCUCGAGGAUUUGAUGGAGUGGAGCGAGAAUAAAGAGGGAUUGAAGUGUUCGAUCGACCGUUUCAUUGAUACGCAUGCAGAUUGCGAGGAUAAAGAGACCAGCAUACGUAUAGAAAAGUCGGCCCAUCUUCUCGAUCGUCUGCGAACAAGACUCCUUCGUGAUCCGAAAAUCAAAAGCAACGACCAAAAUAUGAGUGGGGGCCCAAAAGGGCCAGAUAGUUGGCAAUCGUAUCGCAACAUACAGGAACUUAGAGCAGCAGGAAUCCAAUUGAAGCCUAGUAAAAGUAGUUCCUUGGCAGACGUAUCUUUUAAAGACCAAUUCACUUUCUACCCCGGAUACAUUUAUCUUCCUCCAAUAACAGUAGACGACUCAACUGGGCCAAAGUUCUUGAACUUGAUAGCCUAUGAGAUGUGUCCAGAUUUCGACAAUGACUUCGGCGUCACCUCUUACAUAUCCUUCCUUGAUUCGCUCAUUGAUCAUCCCGACGACGUGAAGGAGCUUAGGAAAGCGCACGUACUCAACAACUUCCUCGGUAGCGACAAGGAAGUGUCUCAGCUCUUCAAUGACAUAGCCACUGACUUGGUGCCUAACCCCAACACAUAUGCCCAUGUCAAAACGCAAAUUCAGAAUUGCUACGCCACUAAGUGGAAGACCUGGAUAGCUCAUUUCAUUCACAACCAUUUCAGCAGCCCCUGGACAAUCGUGGGUUUCACUGCAGCAGUAUUAUUAUUUCUUCUAACUGCCACCCAGACUUGGUACACAGUCUUCUCCCCCUGACCCCUGAGAUCACAAAAAGGCCGGUACUCAAAACUUGUUUGUUUUUAUCUCCAAAUAAAACUACCCCCUUUGAUCU